This is a messenger RNA of Aspergillus eucalypticola CBS 122712, 386 nucleotides long. RefSeq lists its product as uncharacterized. The transcript has a single exon. NCBI's taxonomy places the organism in Eukaryota, Fungi, Ascomycota, Eurotiomycetes, Eurotiales, Aspergillaceae. The record is from RefSeq and is a predicted model, not a curated record. Bases 51 to 335 code for a protein of 94 amino acids.
AAAAUGUUCACUCAUGCAAUGAAUCACAUGCCGGAAUAACUAUAGGUCAGAUGAAUCUACUUAUUGCGGUAUACGCAGUAGCUCUACUUCUUACCCACCUACAUAACACUAGUCACAAUCAGGUACCCGGUGUAUAUUUGGUUUACACACGAGUUCACAGGGUCUUUUGGAGGCUGUUUGUUACAUCAUUUAGUAAAGAUGGAUUUAAAGCUGGGAUGAGCAAGGAUCAUGAUCAUUGGCAUGAACACUCCGGUUCGAUGAUGGGACGAAGUUCCUACAUGAAACCGAUUAAACUUCAAGGUUGCGUCCACUCUCUCUCUCUCUCUGGGUUAUAAAGGACAUAGAGUGGUUCAUCUAAGAUAGAAUAUAGUUUUAUUAUUAAGCAA